Seriola dumerili (greater amberjack) is the source of this 1489-nucleotide messenger RNA. It is a transcript of the gene rilpl2, whose product is annotated as Rab interacting lysosomal protein like 2. Gene Ontology annotation, molecular function: protein dimerization activity. The transcript has 4 exons. Bases 174 to 764 code for a protein of 196 amino acids. NCBI's taxonomy places the organism in Eukaryota, Metazoa, Chordata, Actinopteri, Carangiformes, Carangidae. Gene Ontology annotation, cellular component: cytoplasm; ciliary basal body. The record is from RefSeq and is a predicted model, not a curated record. Gene Ontology annotation, biological process: cilium assembly.
CUCCGCUGCCCAACGAGUCACGCCAUUGGCGGGUGAGUGAUGGGGGAAGUGUAGCUCCUCUGAAAGUUGGUUACCUUCUGCCAGUAAAGUAUAAGAAAGAAAACUUGUAAGUAAUCGCUGGUGGAGGAAAGUUAACUUUAUUCCGGUGUUUUUAGUAGUGGCGUUGUUCUGUCAUGGAGUUUGGCGAAGAGUCGUCGCCCGCUCUGGCUUUCGAGAAGGACGCGUUUGAGCUCACGGUCGAAGAUGUUUAUGACAUUUCGUACGUAAUCGGACGAGAUUUGCUAAAAAUAAGCAGCACAGGAGAAGAAGUGUCGGAUUUGCAGUUCAGAAUAGUCCGCGUUUUAGAAAUGUUCGAGACUUUGGUCAAUAAGUACAACUUGUCUCUGGAGGAGCUGAAAAUGGAGCGGGACAACUUGAAGAGUGAACUGGACAGGAUCAUAAAGGAGAGCUCCUCCGGGCAGGGCACGCAAACAGCGGGGCCAAACCAGCUGGUGGUGGACCUCACAGACCCCAACAGACCGCGGUUCACCAUGCAGGAGCUGAAGGAGGUGCUGCAGGAGAGGAACCAGCUGAAGGCUCAGCUCAUGGUGGCUCAGGAGGAGCUCCAGCUGUACAAGAGUGGGAUUCUGCCACAGGCUGAACCACCCAUGGUGGAAGUGGAUCUGGAGAAACCAACAGCUACAGAGCCCAGUCCAGCCACAAUAAAUGAUGUAAAAGAGGAGAAGACAACCAUAGGGAAAUUGUUUUCAUUCAGGCGAAAAUAAGAAAAACUGAAGAACUGACCAUGUAGAAGACAAACAGGAUUUGUCGGCACAUUUUUCUCAUCAGUUAACCACUUUUAUAUUGACUAUUUUUUACAAUGUGUAUUUGUCAGUCUAACAAGCGCUGUAUUUGUACUUGUAAUUUUAACCUAAGAUGGUUUAUGGUAAAACAGAGUUAUUGUAGUGGAAAUACAGUAUAUAUUACGUGGGAUGUUUGCUGACAUCAAAUGUAACUGGAAAGUAUUAUUUAGCUACUGUUGGAGAUUAUGCUGAAAGCAUUCACUCAAAAUGAAGUUAUCUAUAGGCUUGAAAAUAAGUCUUCAAGUGGCUUUGUGUAAUAAAGCUGGAGUGCAAUGAGAAUUCAAUUUUGUUUUAUUCCUCAAUUUACAGCACAGUUAAUAAUUUACAAUUGCAAAUUGAAUAGUCAGAAUUAUAUUCAUUACAAAAGAAAACUCCACGGACAAUGUGAAACACUACUUAUCCAGGAGAGAGACACUUCAAGCUUAAAUCUCUGCUACAAUUAGAUAAGAAAUUUAUAAAAGCAUGAUAAAAACAAUUGUUGCAAAAAUACACUUUUCAUGAGUUAAAGCUUUCGUCUCCAUUUAAAACAAAAGCAUUUUUAUACUUCAUAAAAAAAGCAUGUGGAGGACUGCUCAUCAGUAUCAUCUUUUACAAAAAAGAUAAGCAGGACAGCAGAGAGCACCAAUUCAUCUGAAAUACGAACACUC